Molecule: messenger RNA, 1987 nt
Organism: Tachysurus fulvidraco (yellow catfish)
Lineage: Eukaryota; Metazoa; Chordata; Actinopteri; Siluriformes; Bagridae
Gene: rdh10b
Product: retinol dehydrogenase 10b
Exons: 6
Coding region: 257-1276 (339 amino acids)
Cellular component (GO): lipid droplet
Molecular function (GO): oxidoreductase activity, acting on the CH-OH group of donors, NAD or NADP as acceptor
Source: RefSeq, a predicted model, not a curated record
CUGUAUUUAUGUUAAGAGCAGAACGACGUGCGAUGAGAAGUCAGAUAUCUGUGUGCAGGGGUUCAGCAGCUGAUGGUGUAGUUGUGUGUACUGUAUAGAAGAGACAGAGAGAGAGAGAGAGAGAGAGAGAGAGAGAGAGAGAGAGAGAGAGAGAGAGAGAGAGAGAGAGAGAGACAGACAGAGAGAGAGACAAAGUCGCGACUUCAGAUCAAACUUUUUACACAAACUUUGUCAGUUGUUGGUUCAGUCCCUGACGAUGCACAUCGCGGCUGAGUUUUGCGUGGUUUGCAUGAAGGUACUGUGGUCGUUCGCGGCGGCGGCCGUACGGUGGCUCGUGAAGCCGCGAGAGAAGCGCGUGCACGGCCGUGUGUGCGUGAUCACCGGGGCCGGAAGUGGACUGGGCCGCCUGUUCGCGCUGCACUUCGCCCGCAGAGGAGCCACGCUCGCGCUGUGGGACAUCAACCGCGCCGCCAACGAGGAGACCGCAGAGCUCGUGCGGGAAAUCUACCAAAAAUACACAGACACCCGCAGCACCGUUUCAGAGGACAGCAAUGAGAAGUUCCGGCCCGUGUUUCAGCCCCGAGUUCACACGUACGUGUGUGAUGUAAGUAAACGCGAGUGUGUGUAUGCCACGGCCAAGCAGGUGAGGAUCGAGUUGGGAGAUGUCACGUUCCUCGUCAACAACGCCGGGGUGGUGUCAGGACAUCACCUCCUGGAGUGUCCUGAUGAACUGAUCGAGAGGACCAUGAUGGUCAACUGCCAUGCUCACUUCUGGACCACAAAAGCUUUUCUCCCUAAGAUGCUGGAGUUAAACGAGGGACACAUUGUGACCGUCGCCAGCUCUCUGGGUCUCUUUACCACAGCCGGGGUCGAGGAUUACUGUGCUAGCAAAUUCGGGGCCAUCGGUUUCCAUGAGUCCUUGAGCCACGAGUUAAAGGCGGCUAACAAAGAUGGGAUCAAGAUGACACUUGUGUGUCCCUUCCUAGUUGAUACAGGGAUGUUUAAAGGCUGUCAGAUCAGGAAGGAGAUUGCACCAUUUUUCCCACCGCUGAACCCGGAGCACUGUGUGGAGAGAGCCAUGAGAGCCAUUCUGACGGAUCAGCCGAUGGUCUGCACGCCACGUGCCAUGUAUGCGGUCACCUUCAUGAAAACGAUUUUGCCAUUCGACGCCAUCGUGUGCAUGUACCGCUUCCUUGGCGCUGAUAAAUGCAUGUAUUCCUUCUUGGCUCAUCGGAAAGAAUCCACCAACAACAACGAGUCGAAAAUCAGCAUGUAGUCACUCCGGUGUCCUGUAUAUCUCUGCACUCUUUUUUGGAGCAAAAACACUUUUAUUUUAAUUGCCAGAUCUUUUAAUCUUCUACAGAUUUGAGAUGUGAUGCUCUAUUUUUAUGUCCUGAUAACUGUCUAGAUUUAAAAAAAAAAUUAAAAAAAUCUAAAGGCAAAAAAAUGCAUUAUUUAAUAUAAGAACCAGUCAGAUCUCAGUAUGCAAAAGAAACCCCGGUUUUGUGUUUUGAAAUCACUCUUUAAAGUGCAAUAUUAUAAACUGAUGGUCUAAUGUUCUCAUCAUGGGGCAUUUUAACCAUAGAUAAAUAAACUUACAGCACCAGCCACACAGAAUUAUGGGAUAUCCUCCUCUAAGCAGGACACAUGCUUCUGAUCUUUCCAUUAAAUGUCGUCUGGAAGAUUAAAGCUGCUAUUUGAACAGGACAGAAAUACUGUAAGAAACAGUAAUUCUGUGUUCAUGAUCACAUGUCUGUAUGAAGAUUCUGAUCACUGCAGUAUGUUACUGUAACCAUGUACAGAAUCUUUAUAUCAUUAUUUUUCAUUUUCUUUUUGUUCCUUUUAAUUCCACAGUGUGACUAAAUGUGGCUUCUGAACGAAGCUUUGUUACUUUACUUUGUUAUUUUUUGGCCAACUUUUACGAAGUAUUGUAUAUUUAUAUUUGCAAUAUUUAUCAGUUACAAUAAAUAUUUUCAUCUAUAAGAAA